CCGCCCUCUGAAAUAGUUUCACUUUUGUGUGUAGUUAACUUCCUCACCCAGACCUCAGGAACCAGCAGCUACGGAGGGACCUGGCAGUGAAUAUGUGACUGUCUGCUGUGUGGAGAAGGGAGUGGAAAAGACUCCAUGUCAAAUCUCCGAAGAUACAGAAUGUGAGAGAAGACUCCAUGACCUGUUGAAACCAGUGGCAACCAGUGCAUUGGACAGAGACUCAGGAGAGGAAAAGCCAUGGCCUCAAAGAAGAUGAGGGAGGAAGCCACCUGCUCCAUCUGCCUGCACCUGAUGACUAACGCAGUGAGCAUCAACUGUGGACACAGCUACUGCCAAGCGUGCAUAGUGAGCUGCUACCAGAUGCAACCAUGGCAGAAUACAUUCUGCUGUCCCCAGUGUCGAGCACCAUUUAACAUGGCGAGCCUCCGACCCAACAAGCAGCUGGGAAAUCUCAUUGAAGUCAUCAAGGAGAUGGACCAGGAAAUGUCAUGUGAGGAACAUGGAGAGAAGCUCCACCUGUUCUGUGAAGACGAGGGCCAGCUCAUCUGCUGGCUCUGUGAUCGUGGACCACAGCACAAAGGGCAUGCCACAGCUCUGGUGGAAGAAGCAUGCCAAGGCUACAAGGAAAAGCUCCAGCAAGCUGUGACAAAACUGAGGCAACUGCAAGAGGAAUGUAUGAACCUGCAGCUGUUCACAGCAGAGCAAAUAACCAAAUGGAAUGAGAAGAUAGAGGCUCAGAAACAAAAAAUCCAGUCUGACUUUAAGACUCUCCAGAGUUUCCUUCGUGAGGAAGAGAAAUCUUAUCUAUGGAAACUGGAGGAAGAAAAAGAGCAAACUCUGAGGAGACUGAGGGACAAUAAGGCCAAUCUUCAACAGAAGAACCAUGAACUCCAGAACCACAUCCUGGAACUAGAGAAUAAAUGUCAGGGCUCAGCCCAGAAAUUGCUUCAGGAUGUGAAAGAUACUUUGAGCAGGAGUUGUGCUGUGAAGCUAGAACCACCAGAGGCCCUCUCUUUGGACCUUCAUACUGUGUGCAAUGUUUCGGAGCUUUACUUUGAUGUAAAGAAAAUGUUAAGGAGACAUCAAGUCAGCGUGACUCUGGAUCCAGAUACAGCUCAUUAUGAACUAACUCUGUCUGAGGAUGGGAGACAAGUGACUCGUGGAUGCCCUCAGGAGAAGCUUGAUAAUUCUUCUAGGAGAUUUAGUGCCUUGCCCUGUAUCCUGGGCUGUGAAGGCUUCACUUCAGGGAAACAUUACUUUGAAGUAGAUGUGGGAGAAGGAACUGGGUGGGAUUUAGGAGUCUGUAUGGAAAAUGUUCAGAGGGACACUGUCAUGGUGCCGACGCCUCAGUCUGGAUUCUGGGCCAUCAGACGGUGCAAGGAAGGCUAUGUAGCGCUUACUUAUCCCCUAACUUCCAUUCAACUGACAGAGCAGCCCCUGGUUGUGGGGAUUUUUCUGGACUUCGAGGCUGGAGUUGUGUCCUUUUACAAUAUGGCCACUGGCUCUCACAUCUUCACCUUCCCAAAGGCCUCCUUCUCUGAUACUCUCCGGCCCUAUUUCCAGGUCUAUCAGUAUUCUCCUUUGUUCCUGCCUCCCCCAGAUGAGUAAGGGACAGACCAAAGUCUCCUCCUUGGUUUAACUAGUAUACAGAAUAUAAUCUAAAUCUCAUGAGGACAGAAAUGUAGUCUCUUUUCUUCACUGCUAUUUCCCUGUACCUAGAACAGUGCUGGACUUUUCGUGCAUAGUUAAUAAAUUUGCAUUGAAUAAA
This is a messenger RNA of Dama dama (fallow deer), 1768 nucleotides long. It is a transcript of the gene TRIM38, whose product is annotated as tripartite motif containing 38. The record is from RefSeq and is a predicted model, not a curated record. The transcript has 9 exons. Lineage: Eukaryota; Metazoa; Chordata; Mammalia; Artiodactyla; Cervidae. Gene Ontology annotation, molecular function: protein binding; zinc ion binding. Bases 238 to 1608 code for a protein of 456 amino acids.